AUGCGCGCGGAGGAGACGAACGACUUCUCUCUGUUCGUGACUUCCUUUUAUUUAAAGCUGACCGGAAUUUGGUCGGCGGCUAGUCCUGAAGAGGAGCGUCAAAGGUGGAACGCGUUCAUCUUCACGAUGACGUUCAUGUUUCUCGGUGCCUACACCGAGCUGAGAGAGCUCUACUAUGCCUGGGGCAAUUCCUUCGAAAUUUUCGUUUUGGUUGCGUACGGUAUUGGCUACCUUUGCGUGGACAAUUUCAUGUGCAUCGCAAAUUUUCACGCGGCUACACAGUUCCGUAUAUUACAGUACAGGAUCACGAGCAUACGCGAAGGGCAUAAGAUGGAGAAACAUAGCGAGACAACAAUAUCGAGACUAGUACCAGGCUAUUACGCAGACGAUUGUUAUGUGAUCUUUAAAGACUGCAUUAAACAACAUCAGUCGCUAAUCGCUUAUUGCGAGAAAGUGGAAGAGGUGUUCACGUUAAUCGUGCUUGGACAAGUAUUGCUUUUCAGCAUACUGAUAUGUCUCGACGGAUACCUGAUGUUACUGGAGGAAGCGUCGUUCUACCGACGCAUGGUUUUCACGUUUCACCUAAUCGGUUGCAUCUCGCAGCUGUUGAUGUUCACCUACAGCUGCGAUUGCGUGUUGAGAGAGAGCAUGGAAAUCGCUGAAUCUGUUUAUGAUACACAGUGGACUAUUUUACCGUUGAACACCGGUGGGAAAAUGUUGCGGACCGAUUUGCAAUUGGUCAUGCUCAGAUCAAGGAUGCCUUGUUGCUUGACCGCCGGUGGAUUUUUUAUGGUGUCCCUGGAAACGUAUACUAAGGUGCUGAGUACAGCCGCGUCGUACUUCACACUCCUAAGACAGUAUUAA
Molecule: messenger RNA, 864 nt
Organism: Megalopta genalis
Lineage: Eukaryota; Metazoa; Arthropoda; Insecta; Hymenoptera; Halictidae
Source: RefSeq, a predicted model, not a curated record